ACCAUCCUCUCAAUAAAUGCCAUUGCACCCUCUCAAUACGCUCUGCAAUAACUGCGCACUCCUUCCACAUCCUUCACCUGUUCCUCCUCCUCCUUUCUUCUUCCUCACCCUUUCCUCUUCCCCUUCUCUGCAAAUCCUUUCACUUCUCCUAUGGCAUCCUUCAAAGCCUUUUCAUAUACUUUUUUUCAGUAUCAACUUCUUCUCUCACCUCUGCAUGCACUCACGUAGAUCUUACCUCUUCUAUCUUUUUCUCUCUUUUUGCUUCAGCUUUCUGUUGAUAUUGUUCUUUCUCUUUCCUCUUCCUAAAUCUAUGAAGAACUGAGCUGUGAAGAAAUGGAAAAAGAGAGGAGAGAAAGUGAACGGUCGUUCACGAGUGAGAGAAGAAAUUAGGGUUUGGUGCAUCAAAAAUAUGCCCGCCGGCAUCAUGAUUCCGUCAAGACAUGUGCCUUCGAUGAUCGGUAGGAACUCUUCAGCGUUGACCCUAGCUCAGAUCUUGUACUUCUUCCUUCUAACCUGCAGACCAACAUAUUGGAAGGCCAGCAACUCCCUCUUCAACACCAGCUCGUCGAUUUGAGCACACAAGCGACAACGACGGCGGAGAGCGAGAUGAUCAGAACUCGAGAAGAUGACUUCGAGAGCAAGUCCGGCAGUGAUAACAUCGAGGGUGCCUCCGGCGAUGAACAGGACCCCAACCAGAGGCCGAGGAAGAAGAGAUACCACAGGCACACUCAGCACCAAAUUCAGGAAAUGGAAGCUUUCUUUAAGGACUGCCCGCACCCAGAUGACAAGCAGAGGAAAGAGCUGAGCAGGGAGCUGGGAUUGGAGCCUCUUCAAGUGAAGUUUUGGUUUCAGAACAAACGCACACAAAUGAAGACACAGCAUGACAGGCAAGAGAAUUCACAGCUUAGAUCUGAUAACGACAAGCUACGCAAUGAGAACCUCCGCUAUAAGGAGGCUCUGAGCAAUGCCUCCUGCCCUAACUGCGGCGGCCCUGCAGCCCUUGGCGAGAUGUCUUUUGAUGAGCACCACCUCAGGAUUGAGAACGCCAGGCUAAGAGAAGAGAUUGACAGAAUCUCAGGCAUUGCUGCAAAAUACGUAGGCAAGCCAAUGAACUCAUACUCACUCCUCUCCCCCACUCUCCCAUCUCGCUCACCUUUGGAUCUCGGCGUCGGCGGCUUCGGUCUUCAUUCUCCAACAAUGGGUGGCGAGAUGUUCUCCGCCGCUGAACUACUAAGGACCGUUGCCGGCCAGCCGGAAGUUGACAAGCCCAUGGUUAUUGAGCUAGCGGUUGCCGCCAUGGAAGAACUGAUCAGGAUGGCUCAGCUUGGAGAACCACUGUGGAGUAGUCCAUGUUUGGAUGGAGCUAAUGAGAUUCUGAAUGAAGAAGAGUAUGUGCAGAAUUUUCCAAGAGGGAUUGGGCCCAAGCCUUUUGGGUUGAAGUCGGAGGCUUCCAGGGAAACGGCGGUUGUGAUUAUGAGCCAUGUUAAUCUGGUUGAGAUUCUCAUGGAUCCGAAUCAAUGGUCGACAAUGUUCUCCGGCAUUGUAUCGAGGGGGAUGACUCUCGAGGUAUUAUCAACUGGAGUGGCAGGAAACUACAACGGUGCAUUGCAAGUGAUGACAGCUGAAUUCCAAGUUCCAUCCCCUCUUGUUCCAACUCGUGAGAGCUACUUUGUUAGAUACUGCAAGCAGCAUCCAGAUGGAACCUGGGCUGUCGUCGAUGUUUCCUUGGAUGGUCUUCGCCCAAGCACUGCCUUGAUGAGAUGUCGAAGAAGACCAUCAGGAUGUUUGAUACAAGAAAUGCCUAAUGGCUACUCUAAGGUGAUUUGGGUGGAACAUGUUGAAGUUGAUGAUAGGUCUGUUCAUAGUAUCUACAAGCCAUUAGUGAACUCAGGCAUUGCAUUUGGGGCUAAAAGGUGGGUUUCUACUUUGGAUCGACAGUGUGAACGCCUUGCAAGUGUCAUGGCUAGUAGCAUUCCUUCAGGAGAAAUUGGAGUGAUAACAACACCAGAGGGGAGGAAGAGCAUGUUGAAGCUGGCAGAGAGGAUGGUACUUAGCUUUUGUGGAGGGGUGAGUGCCUCAACUACUCAUCAAUGGACUACAUUGUCUGGAAGUGGAGCAGAAGAUGUGAGGGUAAUGACACGAAAAAGUGUUGAUGACCCAGGAAGGCCUCCUGGUAUUGUUUUAAAUGCUGCAACAUCAUUUUGGCUUCCUGUGUCUCCAAAAAGGGUGUUUGAUUUCCUCCGUGAUGAAAGUUCACGCAGCGAGUGGGACAUCCUCUCAAACGGCGGUGUAGUUCAAGAGAUGGCUCAUAUUGCCAAUGGUCGUGAUCAUGGAAACUGUGUCUCCCUCCUCCGUGUUAAUCAGAGCACAAAUUCAAAUCAAAGCAAUAUGCUGAUACUCCAAGAGAGUUGUACUGAUCCCACAGGCUCCUAUGUGAUUUAUGCUCCCGUUGAUGUGGUUGCCAUGAAUGUAGUUCUCAAUGGCGGCGAUCCCGACUAUGUGGCUCUCUUGCCUUCAGGUUUCGCCAUCCUCCCUGAUGGUUCGAAUGGAGUUCAAGGUGGUGGAAGUGGAAUUGGGGAAGUUGGUUCUGGUGGUUCCCUACUUACAGUGGCAUUCCAGAUACUAGUUGAUUCAAUACCAACAGCAAAGCUCUCGCUUGGUUCGGUUGCAACGGUCAACAGCCUAAUUGCAUGCACUGUGGAAAGGAUCAAGGCUGCUGUAUCGGGCGAAAACCCACAAUGAGCCUAAGGGCUCUUACAAAUCAAUGGAUCUGAAGAGGACCAAAAGAUUUACAGGAAAUAGCCAGAGAAAUUAUUGGAUGUCGGAAGUAGUCAAGAACGCACCUCAGACUAUCCUUGCCACGUGGUGUGUUCAUAUUAACCUUAAAAAUCAAGUUUAAAUAUUGAGCACUCCACCAUGCAAGGGUGUUGGUUCGGGUAUUGACUCCCCCUUUUCUUUGUUACUCCCUUUCCUUCCCUUUUGUACUUUUGCAGACAAGAAAAAAACCACUUAUUUCCCUUUAAUUUCUACCAGUAGCUCUUUCUCUCUCUCUAUUGGAUUCUCUCUUUCUGGAAGACUGAUCACCAACAUAUAACUUCUUCAAAUUUGUGCAUUGUCAUCCUAUGUUGGAGUAAUUUGUGAGGGAUUUCAUUUGUCAGAACUACUAUUUUCUUCUUUGCAUGUUAGCAGUUAAUCAUAAUCAUAUUAGUGGUGUUAAUCUGCAGAAGUGUUAGCAAGAUUGUUGUUAAUGAUUUCUUAAUUUUAAUUAUUUAAGAUAGAAUGAUGAGUUAAUUGAAU
This is a messenger RNA of Dendrobium catenatum, 3297 nucleotides long. RefSeq names its product homeobox-leucine zipper protein ROC2. NCBI's taxonomy places the organism in Eukaryota, Viridiplantae, Streptophyta, Magnoliopsida, Asparagales, Orchidaceae. Gene Ontology annotation, molecular function: DNA-binding transcription factor activity, RNA polymerase II-specific; lipid binding; DNA binding. The coding region runs from base 607 to 2742 and encodes 711 amino acids. Gene Ontology annotation, biological process: regulation of DNA-templated transcription. The transcript has 12 exons. The record is from RefSeq and is a predicted model, not a curated record.